UGUACAAGAUUCCAACGAGUAUAAAUACCGGAUGUCUCGCGUGAUGAUCUCAGUAUAAAGCGCAAAUCGUAAUCGAGUGCUCCAGGCGGAGGUACAAAGCAACACGAUCGAGAGAUCGUCGUCGUCGCCACUUAACAAUUACAAGCUGCGAAGAUGCACCUGAAGGUCCUACCGUUCCACAAAAUGCUGCACGUGCUGGCGUGGUUGGAGGGCACGUGGAUAACGGACGAGCCCGGAAACGGCACGUUUCCGCACAGCAAGGCCUUCACGUACUACGACCAGAUCAACAUCACGUCCAUCGGCCAGCCGAUGUACAACUACAUCGCGCAGAGCUGGCAUCCGGAGAGCGGGGUGCCGAUGCAUCGCGAGACCGGCUUCCUGCAGAUUUUGCCGACAUCCAACACCGUUAUCCUGAGUCUCAUCGAUAAUAUAGGCCUGUUCACGGUCGAAGAGGGCGCGCUGUCGGACGACAACAAGAGCUUCGACAUAAGGAGCUCCAACGUGCUGGCGACCAGCGCGUCGCCGGCGCCUUUCUCGUCAAUGACGCAGUCGCGUCGAGUGUACAAACUCGACGGUGAUUAUUUGGACUUGACUUUCUACAUGGCGACGACCAAGACGCCCGAACUGACGGAACAUCUACACGCAAGAUAUAAAAAGGUGACAUGAGGGAGGUCCACGCGAAGGAAGACCGUGACGACACGAAGAGGCGAUGCGAGAUAGAAUAUUUUGUAGACAUAAGCUGGCGUCUUUCAUCCUUGUAACUCUGAUCUGAGAAUAAAGUAUGAAUAAAGUUCUCGAGAUGCGUGACGCGCGAUGUAGCGAAUAAAUAUCGCAUAGCAAGAUG
Molecule: messenger RNA, 844 nt
Organism: Ooceraea biroi (clonal raider ant)
Lineage: Eukaryota; Metazoa; Arthropoda; Insecta; Hymenoptera; Formicidae
Product: THAP domain-containing protein 4
Source: RefSeq, a predicted model, not a curated record